This is a messenger RNA of Pseudopodoces humilis (Tibetan ground-tit), 705 nucleotides long. The record is from RefSeq and is a predicted model, not a curated record. NCBI's taxonomy places the organism in Eukaryota, Metazoa, Chordata, Aves, Passeriformes, Paridae.
AUGGCAACGGCCACGCCCCCGACCAAAGCCACGCCCCCUGUCCCCGGCCACGCCCCCCCGCAGGCGGCGCGGUCGCAGCCGGGGCGGCCCCGGAGGGACCCGGGUUCGAGUCCGGGCUGGGGCGGGGGGGGCCUGGAGCCGGUGGUCUGGCACACCGGGAACCGGCGCUUCCUGGCGGCGGGGGGUUACGUCCUGUACCCCCAAAUCGGCGACCGCCUGGACCUGGUGUGCCCGGGGGGCGGAGCCUACGAGUAUUACAAGCUGUACCUGGUGGGCGUGGCCCAGGCCCGGCUCUGCCAGGUGCCCCCCGCCCCCACCCUGCUGCUCACCUGCGACCGCCCCCAGCGCGACGUUCGCUUCACCAUCAAAUUCCAGGAGUUCAGCCCCAACCUCUGGGGCCACGAGUUCCGCCGGAAGCACGAUUAUUACAUCAUCACCACGUCGGACGGGACCCCCGAGGGUCUGGAGAACCGGGAGGGCGGGGCCUGCCUGACGCGGGCGAUGCGCGUCACCCUGCGCGUGGGACAGCGCCCCGGGGCGGAGCCGCCGCCGGAAGAGGAUUGGACAGGGGGCGGGGCUUGUUCCAGCCGCCCUCCCAUUGGCUGCGAGAAGCCACGCCCACCCAAAAAGGGGCGGGGCCUCUCCGCCCACGGCUUUUUCCAUCGCUGCAAUAUGGCCGCCGCCGAGGGGAUGAACCGGAAGUGA